UAUUUUUCCAGGGGAAGUACAUGUGUGCACGUAUUGACAGAUGUGAAUACUUCAAACAGAGUCCUUGUGAGACAAACUGAUUGAUUUUUGUGGGUGGAUAUCAGUUUGUUAGCCAACGGUCCGCUGGAGAAACAAGAGCAGUUGCCAUGGAAACUAUUUUGCUCAUCGUCUCUUCACUCCUUGUAUAUAUGGCUGCUGCAGCAAACACUGAUACAGAGGGGGCUACCAAUAAACCUGAAAACCCAUUUAUUUAUGACUAUGAGAUCUUGAGGAUUGGGGGGCUGGCAUUUGCAGUGGUGCUGUUCAUGCUGGGCAUUCUUCUUAUCCUCAGUCGACGAUGCCGCUGUGGUAUUAACCAGAAGCCCAGGGCACCUGGAGAUGAGGAGGCACAGGAGGAGAAUCUGAUUGUCUCCAAGGCUGCAGCAGCUGCCAAGGAGACUCCAGCAGAGAACUGAGGCAACGCUAAAGGACCUGACUGCCUUCUGAAAUCAUGAUUUUAUUUGAUACUUAUCCACAAUAAUAGUGAAGGUGUGGGUGAUUAUUAUAACUGGUUAUGUGACUGGGUAAGAGGGGAGGUAUAUGUUUAGAGAUAUAACACUAAUAUGUACAUAAUUCUUGUGCCUGUUGUUCUUUGUCGUGAUUGUGCCGGUCCCUUUCUCCCUGCCAGUGCUCUUGUCCAUUCCUGUGCCUUUCUGUGACAGUGUCUCGCUCCACUUUACUGUCGUAGCCAGUAGCACCUUUGACACAAGAUUAUCUUUAGAACCCGAGAAAAUUUUUUAAUCUUGUGUGACUUGCUUUUGUCAUCUGUCCUGUAUCAUAUUUUGCCACAGUUAGAAUAUAGCACACACACACACACACACACACACACACACACACACACACACACACACACACACACACAUA
Archocentrus centrarchus (flier cichlid) is the source of this 903-nucleotide messenger RNA. It is a transcript of the gene fxyd6, whose product is annotated as FXYD domain containing ion transport regulator 6. The coding region runs from base 147 to 455 and encodes 102 amino acids. The record is from RefSeq and is a predicted model, not a curated record. Gene Ontology annotation, biological process: regulation of sodium ion transmembrane transporter activity. The transcript has 8 exons. Gene Ontology annotation, cellular component: membrane. Gene Ontology annotation, molecular function: sodium channel regulator activity. NCBI's taxonomy places the organism in Eukaryota, Metazoa, Chordata, Actinopteri, Cichliformes, Cichlidae.